Molecule: messenger RNA, 852 nt
Organism: Cordyceps fumosorosea ARSEF 2679
Lineage: Eukaryota; Fungi; Ascomycota; Sordariomycetes; Hypocreales; Cordycipitaceae
Product: methyltransferase
Exons: 2
Coding region: 1-852 (283 amino acids)
Biological process (GO): rRNA (guanine-N7)-methylation
Cellular component (GO): nucleolus
Molecular function (GO): rRNA (guanine) methyltransferase activity
Source: RefSeq, a predicted model, not a curated record
AUGUCUCGUCCCGAGGACACCCUCGCGGCCGACGUCCACUACGACGACAUUGAGGCCCGCAAGUACACCACCUCCUCGCGCAUCCAGAACAUCCAGGCCGCCAUGACCCAGCGCGCCCUCGAGCUCCUCGACCUCAAGACGCCCUCGCUCAUCCUCGACGUCGGCUGCGGCAGCGGCCUCUCCGGCGAGAUGCUCUCCGCCGUGCCCCCCUCCGCCGGCGGCCCGCACACCUGGAUCGGCAUGGACGUCAGCCCCUCGAUGCUCGACGUCGCGCUGCAGCGGGACGUCGCCGGCGACCUGCUCCUCGCCGACAUGGGCCAGGGCGUGCCCUUCCGCGCCGGCACCUUUGACGCCGCCGUCUCCAUCUCCGCCGUGCAGUGGCUCUGCAGCGCCGAGACGAGCGACACCUCCCCCGCGGGCCGGCUGACCCGCUUCUUCAACGGCCUGUACGCGUCGCUGCGCCGCGGCGGCCGCGCCGUCUGCCAGUUCUACCCCAAGAACGACGCCCAGCGCAGCAUGAUCACCCAGGCGGCGGUCAAGGCCGGCUUCGGCGCGGGAUUGCUGGAGGACGACCCGGGCACGAAGAACGUGAAGCUGUACCUGGUGCUGACGGUGGGCACGGCGGGCGGCGAGGGCGGUAGUGCGGGAGACAUUACGGGCGUGGUGGCGGGCAUGGACAACGUGGACGUGGAGGACUCGCGGAGGAAGUUUGCGGCGGUGAACAAGAGGGGCGAGAUGAAGAAGGGCAGUAAGGCGUGGAUCGUGAAGAAGAAGGAGCAGAUGGAGCGCAAGGGCAAGAUUGUCAAGGCCACAUCCAGGUACACGGGCCGCAAGCGCCGCAUUGCUUUCUGA